AUGUCCAAUAUUAUCUUGUUGCGUCUUCUGUCCGGUCCUGUCUUCUGUCCGGUCCUGUUACGAAUCAAACCACCUCGUGUCAUCCUCACAAAUUUGCUUAACUCUGUACUAUGCAACACUGAUUCAAACCUCUCAGCUCCGACAACAGUUCCGGCAACUGCUCCGAUGACAAUCAACAAAAAACUUCAGUUUCCAAUCCACCCCAUGCAAAGGUUAAUCUUGCUGUUCAAUCAUUCAUUCCACAAUCUAGAUUCAGAUCAAAUGGAAACAAUGGCUCUUAUGCGUUUUAAUCCUCCCUUUGGUCAUAACCAUGCACUUUCAUUUCCAUUACCAUUACCAUUAUCAUCACAUUCUCAGUUUCAUAAAUGUUCUAUAUAUCUUACUAAACCAACCCAUUUGCCUCAAAGAUUGAAACUUAAUUUUGCGGGAGGGGUUGGUGGUGGUGGUGGUGGUGGUGGUGGUGGUGGUGGGGUUGGUCGAGGUGGUAGUGAUGGCGGAGAUGGAAGUUGGGGGGGUGAUGAUGGAAAUUCAAAAGAUUCGUCAUUUGGGAUUUUGGGGUUGUUUCUGAAUGGAUGGAGAUCAAGGGUUGCUGCUGAUCCACAGUUUCCUUUCAAGGUUUUGAGUGAAGAAUUGGUUGGUGUCAGUUCUGCUGUUUUAGGUGACAUGGCUACAAGGCCUAAUUUUGGGUUGAAUGAACUUGACUUUGUAUUUUCAACUCUUGUUGUCGGUGCUAUUCUCAAUUUUACGCUCAUGUAUCUCUUAGCACCAACGUUGGGAUCUUCUUCAGCCAAAGUGCCUGCUAUAUUUGCAUCUUGUCCUAAGAGUCACAUGUUUGAACCUGGUGCCUAUAGUUUAUUGGAUAGGUUUGGAACUUUAGUGUAUAAAGGAACCAUUUUUGCUGUUGUUGGGCUUGGCGCUGGUAUUGUUGGAACUGUAAUUUCAAAUGGGUUGGUCAAGAUGAGGAAGAAGAUGGAUCCCAACUUUGAGUCCCCAAACAAGCCUCCACCUACAUUGCUGAAUGGUCUCACUUGGGCUGCUCAUAUGGGUUUCAGCAGCAACCUAAGGUACCAAACUCUUAAUGGGACUGAGUUCUUGUUGGAGAAAGUGCUUAAUCCCUUGCUAUUCAAGACCUCAGUUGUGGUUCUCAGGUGUGCGAACAAUGUUCUUGGGGGAAUGACUUUUGUGAUGUUGGCAAGGUUGACAGGGUCGCAGAAUGCUUUUGAAGAGAAGUCGUCACAUGUGAAUGUUGGGUUAGGUGAGAAGGAUAAGGUGGAAAUCGAAAGGUUUUUGGAGAAUAACAACCAAACAACACCAUCAAAGUGAUAGCAAUACUCAGUUUGGUUUUGUCUCUUGCUUUGACUGUCUAAGGUUGUAGUAGAGGUGAGGGCUUUUUAGUUUUCCGAGUUUUGUGUAGGUUUUCUUACUCACAGACUCUCGUGACAACAAAUUAGUAUGAAGGGUAGAUUGAGAUGAGAGAUUUGAUACAAGUUUCUGGUAGAGGUGCUGAUGUUCUGUUGCUGAAACCUACAACCUGAAACAAUAAUGUGCCAAAUUACUAUGACCAUGUAUUGGAUUUUGGACUCCCACUACCUGGCCAAAUGAAAAUGUUUUGACAUAUUAUGUUGCUGUUUUUGUUUCUGCUGAAUCAGUAGGCUUUAGUUGUUAUUUUCUACACUAAUUAUCAUUGUAAAAGUAUCACAAAUCUUGUUUGGAGUAUUGUCUAAAUAAAUGAGGUAUUAGAUAAUGGUAUUAUGUGUAACAUCAAUUUUUUGUAGUAUUUUUAUUUUUUAUAUUUUAAGGAUAUUGGAUAACUAGGUUGGUACA
Messenger RNA from Trifolium pratense (red clover), 1824 nucleotides. RefSeq names its product protein RETICULATA-RELATED 3, chloroplastic-like. The transcript has 3 exons. Lineage: Eukaryota; Viridiplantae; Streptophyta; Magnoliopsida; Fabales; Fabaceae. The record is from RefSeq and is a predicted model, not a curated record. The coding region runs from base 1 to 1323 and encodes 440 amino acids.